AUGUCCACCCGCAAGAGGAACGAUUUCCUCGACAUUGGCGCCAGCGACGACGAAGCCAGCGAUCGCGGAUAUGACUCCGAGGCCGCAGAGGAAAGCAAGGGUCGCAUUGCGAAGCGGAGACGGACGCAGCAGACAGAUGAUCUCUUAGGGAACGAUUCGGAAGAGUCAGAUAUCGAGGGAUCGGAAGACGAGGACGAAAAACUGUCGGCCGCCAAGACGAAGGGCAAGGGAAAGAAGAAGACUACGAAAGCUGCAUCGAAGCGCGACGAAGACGCCGAAGACGACGAUGACAACGAGGCGGAAGACAACGAGGAAGAACCCGGUGACCAAUAUCUCGAGCUAGCGGACGACGACAACGACGCCGACGCAGCCAGCGCCAAGGCUUCGAAAAGCAAGAAAACAGCCUCGGACAAAGGCAAACCAGCUACGAAGGAGAAAAAGAAAAAGAAGCCGGGCGUCGUCUACCUCUCUUCGCUUCCGCCCUACAUGAAACCCUUCGCGCUGAAAUCGCUCUUCGAGACGCGCGGAUUCGGACCCAUUACGAAAGUGUUCCUUUCGCCGGAAGUGAGACCUGCGUCUGCGCCGCGCCGACGCUCCAAUAAGCGGAAGACCUACUCAGACGGAUGGGUGGAGUUCGCAUCGAAGAAGACGGCCAAGAUCUGCGCGGAGACGAUGAACGCCUCGAUCAUAGGCGGGCGCAAAGGCAGUUGGUACCAUGAUGACAUUUUGAACGUCAAAUACCUCACCGGGCUUCGUUGGGAUGACCUGGUGGAUCAGAUUCAGCGAGAGAGGAAGGAGAGGGAGGCGAGACAGCGGAUCGAAGAUGCGCGGACGCGCAAGGAGGAUCAAGUGUUCUUGCAGGGAGUGGAGCAGGGCAAGGUGUUGGACGGGAUGCAGAAGAAGAACGAGGAUAAGAGGAAGAGGACGUUGCAGCAGGCUGAUGAGGAUAAGGGCAAACAGGACCGAGGCGAGGAUGUUAAGAUCAGGAGGCUGUUCAAGCAGAAUGAGGUUAAAUUGGGACGUGAUAAGAUACAGGAUCACGGUCCACUGGCGGAGGAUGCGAAGAAGCUUCCCCUCACCAUGAAUCGUGUGAUCUUACGGCAGCCUUGGAGCCGCCCAGAGGUCAUUCGCUCGAUAUAUACUCCUGGCGCCUCCAUAUCCCGCCGGACGUUUCCUGCGCAUUCGAUCUACAAAACCAAUGGCCGGAACUUUGCCUCAGUCUCGCGUUGGCACAACAAACAGUCCCCUGAAACCCCUCCCGCAUCUACAGCCGAACUGGAUGGAGCCAGCAAUGUGAAACUGGAAAGCGAGACGGCCAAUUCUUCCAGCCAUGUCCCGUGGUAUCUACAGGAAGCAUCACCAGUCUCCGAGUCGCAGCAAACAUCGUCUCGGGACCAACUCCCGGAUCUCCCAGAGCAUUCCCCGGAAAUCCUCCCCGUUCUUCUGGACUAUGUUUUCAAGGAUCUCGGAUUGGACAAUUUGAACCUGAUGGACCUGCGGCCCUUGGAAACGCCACCUCCACUAGGUGCCAAUGUCAUAAUGAUCAUCGGAACCGCACGUAGUGUGAAGCAUCUGAACGUCUCGGCAGAUCGCCUUUGUCGGUGGUUGAGAAGUACUUGGAAGCUAUCUCCGUAUGCCGACGGACUGCUGGGUCGAAAUGAACUCAAGAUCAAGCUGCGACGCAAAGCUCGCCGAGCCCGCAUUGCAAGCCAGUCAGGGACAUUGGUCGAUGAAAAGGACGACGGCAUUACCACGGGAUGGAUUUGCGUCAACGCAGGCGUUGUUGAGAAGAGUCCCGCACCGGAACCAGCAGCCCAGAACUUCGAAGGAUUCGGCACCGUCGUAGGAGGCACGCGCGUCGUGGUCCAGAUGUUCACCGAGGAGAAGAGAGCCGAAGUCGAUCUGGAAGGCCUAUGGCAGAAGACAUUGGACCGUUCCGAGCGGGCGAAAAUGAAGUAUGCCGAGGCCAACCCCUCUGCGCCUCCUCAAGAGGUUCGUUUUUCCACUUCGACGAAUACAUCACCGUCACCUUCUGACCACGAUUAUGGACAUCCCACCAGGACCCCAGCGAAUCUCCCGUUCGAACAGAGGAGACGGAUCCACAGCGGCCGUCCGCGGAUCAUGCUCCAGGCCACGCGAAGCACCGCUAACACACCCAUUCUCUCACCUUUUCGGUCAUCCAUCCACGGUCAUGCCACCGCUGAGAACCCUCGAAGUAAGAUUGUAGAUUCUUUGCUUCAGUACCUUGCGGACUUGCCGGACGAGCAACUCCAAAAGGACCUGGGAGAAGGCCCGGGUGAUACCUCCACGCCUUUCUUGCAAUUGUUUCAUGGCCAUCUCUCUGGCGUUUCGGUGGAAGAAGAAGCCGCAGCCAAAUUAAAGCUCCACUGUUUUGCAAUCAAUCGAUACCACCCAGGGUAUAGCAAGCAGAGCUUGCUCAAGGCCUUUGAGUACUAUACCGCCCUGAGCUGUCCAAUUUCCGAUGACCUUACCUAUGAGAUCAUUACGGCCCUGCUAUCUGGCCGGCCCACGGACGAGUCAGAGAAUGGAGCCCAGAAGACGUUGUCAACAGAGGAUAUCGAGCUGGCCAUGGAUGUCUUGGAAAUCCUCUGCACCCAAGGCGCGAACAUGAUCAACCUGAGAAUGUUCAACAUCAUCUACAAAGCCGCGAUGAUCAUCCCAGACCGGAUCCCUCUAGAAAAUGAACGUCUACUAGCAUCCGGGGACGAGGAGAUGGACAAUGCCCUUUACCGAGUCACGCGCAUGAUCGACGCCUUCGACUUCCCCUUCGACCCCGAGCAAACCCGCAUCCACAUGUUCCUGCGCUUCCAAGCCAAAGACUACGACGGAUUCUGGAAAAUGUGGCACAACCUUCCGAUCAUGGACUACUCGCGCACUGCGGCGGACUACGAAAUGCUCUUCAAGUUACACGCGGACCUGGGACAGGUGGGACGGGCGGAGUCAUGCCUGACGGCUUGGGUCCCGAUGAUCGAGAGAGAGGCGCAGCCGAUCUUGUUGAGCGGAAAGCUUUUGGACCACGUCCUGGCCUGUAUCUAUCUGGUGGAUCCGGAGGUUGAAGCGCAUGCUCAAGAAAAAGUUAACAGCCACAUGGUUCGCCUCUGGACUGACUGUCAGCAACGAGGUGCCGGCUACCGACCAGGAUACUGA
Aspergillus steynii IBT 23096 is the source of this 3168-nucleotide messenger RNA. RefSeq lists its product as uncharacterized. Gene Ontology annotation, cellular component: mitochondrion. The transcript is spliced from 2 exons. The record is from RefSeq and is a predicted model, not a curated record. Gene Ontology annotation, molecular function: RNA binding. Gene Ontology annotation, biological process: mitochondrial gene expression; mitochondrial proton-transporting ATP synthase complex assembly; mRNA stabilization. Bases 1 to 3168 code for a protein of 1055 amino acids. Lineage: Eukaryota; Fungi; Ascomycota; Eurotiomycetes; Eurotiales; Aspergillaceae.